Molecule: messenger RNA, 1182 nt
Organism: Drosophila willistoni
Lineage: Eukaryota; Metazoa; Arthropoda; Insecta; Diptera; Drosophilidae
Product: DNA ligase 1
Exons: 1
Coding region: 62-1126 (354 amino acids)
Molecular function (GO): RNA binding
Source: RefSeq, a predicted model, not a curated record
ACAAAGUAAACUCUGCCUUUACCUUUUCAAUUAUCCAACAUUAAUAUAUGUAUAUACAAAGAUGGCAGGCAAUUUUCGAAAUAAAAUCAUAAAUAAAAAAACUUUAUUGAAGCCAAAGGAGACGACGACGACCACGAUGCCAAUGUUGAUGAUGACUACUACUUCAGCAUCAUCGUCUUCGACAUCGACUACUUCACUACACACAACUCACCAAGAGCGACAUUUCAGUGAUUUAAUUAAAGUGACCCAAUUGCUAUCUAGUGCUGAUACGACAAUGAUGACGACGAAAACGGAUGAUAAAGAUUAUUAUAAUUAUGAUGACUGCAGCGAUUUGAAUAGUAUGAAUGAUAUGGAUGAUGAUGAGUUUAUAAAUAUACCAGAUCAAGCCACAUAUAUGGUGCAUAUUAAGAAUUUACCAAAUGAUGCCACUGUACAAGAGAUACGUCGAAUAUUUGCAAAUUAUAAUAUACGAUCUUUGAACUCGGCUGGCAGUUCGGCCUAUAUUGAGAUUGAGAGUCGUGAGGAAGUAAUUAAACUUCUCAAACUGGAUGAGCCCAUGUGCCGUGGUCGACGGCUUUUCAUCAAUAUUAUUGACAGAUUUGCUGGCGGUGAUUCAUCAAAGACCGCAAAUGAAAACAAAAAUAACCACCACCAGAUUGAAACCAUUGACACCUACCAAACCGCAGACACCCACAUACCCAUUCCAACUAUUACCAUAGACACAUCCACAUCCACAUCCACAGACACAUCCAACUCCCAACUCCCGACUUUAGUUGACUCCAACAACAUAUGCAAUAAGUCCUGGCUGGAGAAUCACAAAUCGGAAACACCUCAAUCCUCAUUAGAAAUGUUCUCCAUUGAUGUCAAGCCAAGCAGCAUUGAGGAACUGGAGAAACGUAUGCAAUUGCGUUUGCAAAAAUUGUGCGAAUUUGAGAAUGCCGAAACUUUGCGUAUGGAGAAAUUGUCAGCGAUGAUGAAAAAACCAAAUGAUUCCACAGACCCCAACAUCAUGCAAGAGGAUGAUGAACAGGAAAUCGAAAAGGAACAGGAGCAACAGCAAAAGCAAACAGAUGAAUCAAUAACUCCCAUGUCCUGGCGAGAUUUUUGUAAGCAGCAAGGACUUUAAGUACUUUGCCGUUUUAUUUCUUUGUCCAUUAAAUAAAACGCAUAUGAAGAGCAUAA